Molecule: messenger RNA, 3305 nt
Organism: Osmerus eperlanus (European smelt)
Lineage: Eukaryota; Metazoa; Chordata; Actinopteri; Osmeriformes; Osmeridae
Gene: dhx32a
Product: DEAH (Asp-Glu-Ala-His) box polypeptide 32a
Exons: 11
Coding region: 292-2532 (746 amino acids)
Cellular component (GO): spliceosomal complex; intracellular anatomical structure
Molecular function (GO): RNA binding; helicase activity
Source: RefSeq, a predicted model, not a curated record
CACAGCACGUGGAGCCUCCGAGCACGCAGUUACCAGUGUGCUGCACUGUGCUGCUGAGCACUGUGCCCAGCCUCUCCGGAUAGGAAUCGAUUAAUUUGAGUAGUCUUGACCACACAGUUAUUUUGUCUCUGUCACGCAGUUUUACUCUCAAAAAUACUUUUUAUUUUACUUUAUUUACAUUUGCAGGUGAGAGAGGCGUCGCCGUGUUUAGUGACUUCUUUUUGGAUCGUCCGCUACUUUUGACGAGUUUGUGCAAGUGAUGCACUCGUGUCUGGAUUAAAAGUCACGGUAAUGGCAGAUACAUGUGACAUGUCGGAAGAAAGUCAUGAAACUGCCGACUGUUCAGAUGAACCUUUUGGCUUUGGUUAUGAUCUUGAGCUGAAUCAGUUUGAUGGAUUGCCUUUCUCCUCACGCUACUACAAACUGUUGAAAGAAAGGAAGACUCUAGCAGUCUGGAAAGCCAGAAGAGAACUUUUGGAUACACUGGUGAACAAUAAACUAGUGAUUGUAUCUGGUUCAACAAAGACUGGUAAAAGCACUCAGAUCCCUCAGUGGUGUGCUGAGUUCUGCCUGUCAGCCCAGUACCGGCAUGGCAUGGUGGUGUGUACCCAGACCCAUCGGCAGCAGGCCGUGGACCUGGCUCUACGUGUAGCGGACGAGAUGGACGUCAACAUCGGGCACGAAGUGGGCUACACUAUCCCCCUGGAGACGUGCUGCUCCUCCGACACCGUGCUCAGGUUCUGCACUGACGACAUGCUCCUGAGGGAGUUGAUGUCCGACCCAUUCCUGGAGCGUUACGGCGCCAUUGUCAUCGACCAGGCCCACGAGAGGACGGUGAGCACUGACAUCCUGCUGGGCCUGCUCAAGGACAUCCUCCUCCACCGGCCGGAGCUCCGUAUGGUGGUCCUCACUGCCCCCUCCAUGACGGACAGGCUGCUCGGCCAUUACGGCAGCGUUCCCGUCAUCGCCCUGGAGAGCGCGAGCAAGGCCGAGGUGGUCUACAGUAACAGCAGCCAUAAGGACUACUUCUACUCAGCGAUCAGGCUGGUGCUGGAGAUCCACCGCACCAAGGAGGAGGGGGAUGUUGCCGUCUUCUUGGCCUCGGCUCAGGAAGUUGACUGUGCCUGCAGUAUCCUCCAGAAAGAGGGCACCAGGCUGGGGGCUGACCUUGGCCAGUUGGUGCCAGUUAACCUGAGCAUGGGGCUGGGCCAGGUACAGUGGCAAGGUGGGGUUCCCUUUAUCCUGGCCGGGGAGCAGAGCAAGACCAGACGGGUAUUUCUCUCAACACAUCGGGGUGAGGACACGUUCUGGGCUGUGGACUCGGUCAACUUUGUCAUUGACACGGGAGUGGAGAAACGAUUUGUAUACAAUCCUAGGAUACGGGCUAACUCUGAAGUUCUACAACCCAUCAGUGUGUGCCAGGCAGACAUCUGCAAACAGCUUACUCAAGCAGCAGGGAAGUGUUUCUGCCUGUACUCGGAGGAGAGCCCGCUUCCCGCCGAGACGUCCCCCCAGAUCCUGGAGACCAACAUCACCUCCACCGUCCUCUUCCUCAAGAGGAUGGAGAUAGCAGGCCUGGCACGCUGCCACUUCCUCACCAGACCAGAUCCAGAAGGUUUGAUGCAGGCCUUGGAGGAGCUGGACUACCUGGCGGCCUUAGACAACGAUGGGAACUUGUCCGAGAUCGGAAUCAUCAUCUCUGAGUUCCCGCUGGACGCCCAAAUGGCCAGGGCUUUGCUGGCCUCCUGCGAGUUUGACUGUGUUAGCGAGGUAGCCACUAUUGCAGCUAUGCUAUCUGCACCAAGCUGCUUUCUGGAGCCACCUGUCGGUAUGAGCCACAAGGCAGUGCAAUGCCACAGGAAGUUUCAGCACCCUGAGGGGGACCACUUUACCCUCAUAAACAUCUACAAUGCCUUCAAACAGAGCCAGAGAGAGCCAUGCAAACUCAAUGACUUUGGUGUUGGGAGGUGGUGCAAGGACUACUUCCUGAACCACGCUGCCCUGCAGACUGCUGAUGCCACCAGGUCCGAGCUGACAGACAUCCUGCGGAGGAUCGAAUUGCCCAUCUCAGAGCCCUGCUUCGGCACCAAAACCAACACACGCAACAUCAAGAGAGCUCUGCUGGCAGGUUUUUUCAUGCAGAUUGCUAGGGAUGUGGAUGGGUCUGGGAAUUACUUUAUGCUCACUCACAAGCAUAUGGCCCAAGUGCACCCCUUCUCCAGCUAUGGGGCCACAGCACAAAAGCUGGGCUUUCCAGAGUGGGUGCUGUUCCAUGAGUACACCCUGUCUGAGAAUAACUGCAUCAGAACCGUCUCAGAAAUUUUCCCUGAAGUAUUUAUUCAGAUGGCACCACAGUACUUUUUCUACAAUCUGCCCCCUAGUGAGAGCAAAGACAUGUUGCAGCCCAUGUUGGACAGUGCUGGAUCAAGAAAUAUUAAAAACAAGACACAGAAGGACCUAACAAUUACUGGCACUGAAGUACAUAAAGACUAUUCCGUCACUCAGUCAAAUGACAGAUGCGUCAUUCAGUGAGUUUCUUGUGACUGGUACAUACACAGUGACAAUUGGGGAAGAGAACAAAACAGAAGAACUGCCAAAGGAAUUUCCUGCUUGCAGAUUAUUCAUUACAGAUUUAGUUUUUUGUCAAGUUGUCAUUUAGCUGCAGCACUGCCACAUUAACACAGUAGAUUAUUGAAAUAUUUUGAGCUACCAUAGUCAUCAACAUGACAGAAAUACAAAAUGGCAUUUUGAAAUAUUAUUUGAAAUUGUAUUAUUUAUUAUUGAAAACCUUGUAUUGUAUACAACAUUCUGUGCAGAAAUUAUAUGUAAGGAACUGUUUGUACAAUACUUGAUGCAGAUUUUCCUGUAAAUACACUUCUGCAUUGUAGCAUGUUCUUGAGGGGAUUUCUUUAACAGGUCAGGAAAAUUCUAGGAACUACCAAAUGGUGCAUCUACCUUAAAGAGACCAUUACAUAGUGGUGUACAUAUGAUGUAUUCAAUGCAUCAGGUUAUUUUACACACACUAGCAGUUUGUAAAAUUAUUUUGAUGCAUAUAGUCCUCCUUUCCGUAUACCUUCCAAAAUGAUUCAGUUGUAGUAUGAGUGAGGGUGUCCAUCUUAUGUUUAAACAAGAGUUUAUUUCACAAAGUGAGGUACUCUUUGAGCUUUUCCAUGAUUGCAGGCAUCCUGUCGGCUGGAAUCAGCAUCACGGUACGAUAGGGCUUCAUGGGGACGUCGUUGAAGGACCACCUCCCAGUGAGGCAAGAGUCAGUCUCCUCCUGGACAGAGUAGUUGAACUUAAUGGUG